AUGAACCAACGGAGGGACUUCGUCGUGCCGAGGAGGCUCUGGUUGGUGGUGCUGCUCGCCAUCGCUACCACCACGAGCGAUAGGGCCCGUGCCUACAACUUCGACGAUGAUCUGGAGGAUCUGAUUGCAGAGGAAUCGAACGUGGACGAGGAGCUACAGCUAGGCCCUGGUCACGCGGUACAGCUCCUCCCCUCGGACGUGUUCAACGAUGGCAAACCGUUCUACGUCGAGCGUGAUCCAUCGACCGGUGCGAUCGAUUUCAACCACAAGAAAACGGUCAACCAGCUGCCGACGGACGAUCGCGGCGGUGAUGGUGGUGGACUGGCGGGACUGUACGGCAGCAAGUUACCGUUCGGUGCGUCCACCAAGGAAAGCUACGUGAGCGAUAAGAAGGACGUGAUCGUACACCAUUCGACGCCCAAUUUCCACGAUUUCCUGAACCUGCCCAAAAUGUACUCACCGGAGAACUUUGUCUCCAUCUCGAGUUCGUACGCGAAUCUGAAGUAUCAGGGUAUCAACAACAAGGGCUCCUCCUCGAACCAUCGCGACCAAACGUUGACGCACAUUGUGGCCGCUACGUCGGCCACAACGCCAGCCUCGACGACGACACACGCGACAACGACCACGGGUGCACCGGCGGCAUCGACGAAGCACUUCUUUAACCGUCCUCAGUACAGUCCAGUCGGUCGACCGGGCGGAGGACCUACCUAUACCUAUCCCGUCACAUCUGGACGUCCAAUCACGACGUCGAGUACGACGACAACGAGCACAACGACGACGACGACGACAACGACGGAAGCUCCGAUAACGACGACGGAAGGACCAGCGUCGAGUACGGUGAAUCCGCAGAAGCAGCAACUGUUUACGCGCUACCCUUACAAGAGCACGAUCAAGAACAAGUAUCUGGAGACAUCGGAACAGACGAGGAAGAAGUUCUUCCUUCCCUCGACGCUCGCAUUGCCAGGACCAACGACAACGACGACUGAACGCGCACCAUCGACACCGAUGCGCUCCUCGACCUACUAUUCACCCUCGGUGCGACCACACUGGCCAACGACAACGAGCACAACGACGUCGACGACGACCACGACCACCGCAGCACCUACUUCCACACCACCUGCCAAUCCCGUUCGCUUCGUGGACGACUCGAUCGAACAGCAACAGCAACAACUUUCCGGUGGAUCGAAGAUCAAGUUUACGAUGCCGGCGCUCAAGUACGAGGGUUCACGGCCAGCGCCGUUCCGCCGUAUGCCAACGCCUCAUCCAAGCCAACAGCAACACCAGCAUACGCUCGAGCAGAAGAAACGUCUCGAAUCACAGCAGGCUGCGGAGAACAAUCGUGUCGAGACGGUCGAGGAGGACGAUGAGGCGCCAACGACAACGACGACACCAGCGCCUACGAUCGUAUUGUUGGACGAUGCGGCCUACCACCGAACGACACCGGGAGGACCAAAGAUUGAACAAUCGAUCGAUCUGUCCGAUCAGUACGUCCGCUACGAGGUACACCAACCGCCACCACCGUUCUCCGGUGCGUCAGUUCCAAUGCGACCACCACCACCACCACCACCACCGCAGUACGGUCAAUAUCCAGUCCAACAACCGAACGGUCAUCGUCCACAGCUUCCACCGCAGGUAAUGGAUGGUGCAGCCGGUGGUGGCCAGUACGUUCGCUAUGAGGUUCAGCCACCGCAGCAGAUGAAUGUGGUCAAGUUCGGUUCGGUGCCGAGCAUGAACAACGUUGUCAUCAGUCCAAACCAACACUCGGCUACGUUUGUGCUGGGAUCGCAUCAAUCCGUUGGAAGCAGUAGCAGCGCCAGCAACAGCGGUAGCGUCGGCCACGUCGGUGACGGUCUUGGUGGGGGACACUUUGUCGGUUCGGUAUCGCAGGAUUCGAUGCAGGCUGGUGCGUCGGCGGCAGCGCUCAGUGCGCCGAGGCCAUCGUACCAGAUGGGACAGGUGCUCGACGAACCGAACGAACAGGCCGCCAUUGUGGGAUCCGCUUCGGUGAGUGUUCAGGUGAAACCCCAGGACAUCAUCAAGACGACGAGCGUCCGGUUCCCGAGCGAAUCGGAUGAUCAGUACGACAACGCACCGAUCAUCAGUGGAACGCACAAGAGUGAGGUGUUGCCACCGAACGGGCAUUCGGCACCGGUCCGGGGACCGGACCAGAUGUCGGUCGUAUUCCCACCAGCUUCGUCCUCUUCGGCUACGUUGCACGAGGUGUCCAAUCGGAUCGUGUUCGAUUCACCGUCGCCACCGGCCGAGACGCUCAACCGGAAUGAGCUAAACAUCGCACCGAACCCGAACUAUCCGGCCGAUUUGCCGGAGCAACUGACACCACCGGUACAGCAAUCGACGGGUGGUCCGGGUAUGCAGCGUCCACCGCGGCCACCGGUCCCAUCGCAAGGACCACCAUUCCGUUACAGCGAGAUCCAACGUCGUCCAACGUAUCCGAGUGGUGGUGGUGAUCGCGUACGGCCAACGCUUCAGCUACCGAACAUACUGCCCCAGUUCCGUCCGAACGCCAAGAUAUCGCACGGUCAUGGACCGUAUCUGAAGGAACCCGGUACGUACCGCGUUCCGGCCACGGGUAUGCUCGUCAAGACGGGUCCUCCGGCACUGCGUAAACCGCCUGGUUCGACGUUCCGGAUACCGGCACCACCGACACGCAUCAUGACCCGGCUCGGUCCAUCGUCACCCAGUCGGCUACCGACGGGAGGACCACCGGUGGCAUCAGCGGAACUGGAGAAUCGCCGCUAUUACCGCCUACCACCACAGCCACCGGCCAUGAUCAAGGAUCGUGUCUACAACAUUCAACCGCCACGUCUACAGCCUCCUCCUCCGCCUCCUCCAGCAUCACCAGCCACAAGCGGAGCAUCGUCACCGCAACCACCACCGCAGGUCAACGGAGUGUCCGAGCAACCGAACGAACCGCUCGAGGACAACGAGUUCCACCGUAAUCCACCGCAGAUCCUGAAGAACAUCCUGCGGGACGAACUGAACCAGCAGCGGCCCAAGCUCGAACCCGUCGUUACACUCCAGAUGCUGCAGUCCAAGAAACAAUCGACGGCCAACGGUCCGAACGGGUUCCAGCAGGCGGCUGGACCGGCCGGAGAGACCGGUGAGCAACCGGAGAGCUUGCCGUUCGUUGGUGCCGCAUCGUCUGCAUCACCACAAGCACCACCACCAGCCCUUCGAUCGGCCCAUCCGAUGGCAACGGCACAAUCCGAGAGCAAGGAUCGACCCGUGUACGUCGUGUAUCCGGUCAAGAGUACGGCGGGUGGUGUGCGACCUCAACACGCGGCAACCGAUGCACUGAUCGGUCAGCAGCCACCACCGAUGAUCAUCAGCCCGGGCACCGAGUACCAGAACACACCGUUCUCGAUCGCGUCCCACUUCGAACAGGAACCGAUCCUCGGGGCCAAGCACAAGAACCGUCAUGGUGGGCAUGCACCGAAGCCCAACUUCCCCUACAGCCUGGAGAAACCGGAUCCGUUCGCGUUGACGCAGCAGACACUCGGCGAUCAUCAUCACCAGGCGCCAGCGCAAGAUCUUUCCGAUGGCGCCGCGCUCACCUCGGAGUACAAUCUGGGCGAGGAACCGACGGGUGGCCAGCAGCAGCAGCAGCAGCUGCAGGCGCACCAGGAUGAUCAGGAUUUGAUUUCAAGCAAACUGCAACGUUUCCACGGACUGCAGCAGGUCAACGGUGCCUCGGGAGAUAGCACACCGAUCGCGAUCGCCUACACACCGACCGAAUCACCGAGUGUACCGGAUCGAACCGGGGCGAACAACAUGCGCUACAACAAGCCGGCCAACGGUGCUGGGGCCAAUAGCUAUCCGUACUACUCGGUGUACGGUGAAACGCAAACCGAGGUGUCCCAUCUGCGGAUUGACGAUGUGGACGAGUUCGGUAAUCCAUCGCGACGGUACGAACAGAGCUUCCAGGCACCGUUCCAGGCUAGCAUUAGUCUCGAUCCGGUUAAGGUAACCAACCCGUACGAGGGUUGGGCGGUUGUGACGUCCUCGCCGUUGCAGCAGGCCAUGCAGCUUCAGCAAAACCCCAGCAAACCGGCGGCAGCACCGGUCGCGACGAAGCUUGUCGGGCUGGAACCGGUAGCGGCGGCACUAGGUGCUGGUGAGCUACAGAAUACGAUCGAUCGAUCGGACACUUCAUCGACCGGAGCGGAAGAGGAGGAAAGGGAUCAGGAACAGGGUGCCGAAGGUCAUCAGAAAGCGUCGAUCGUGACACCGUCCUCGUUCGAUCCGAAUAGCUUCCAACCGGAACUGCAGGGUGGCUUCCGGCCGAUCUACGGUGCGGACAUUAAGCUGAGCGAGCAGCAGAACCCGGAUCCACAGCGAUCGAGUCUUGCGGAUCUGUUUGCGGUCGAUGAUGCAGCGACGCAAGGGGAGCAACAUUCGGCCCCGGAGCAGCCAACGACGGAAACGGAACGACCGCUUGCGACGAAGCUACAGUUGGUGACAAAGGACAGUAAACUGGCCACGGUGGCGUCGUCGGCGGUGAAGAAGUCACCGGAACCGGAAGAACAUUCCGAACCGGCCAUGGACCUCGAUUUGGAGGCAUUUUUCGAUCAGUUCACCAAGGACUACGAGGAUGAGGAUGGUGGCGAGCUGGACGAUGUGACGAUGAGCGAUGAGACGAACAUGACUGGUGGUAGCAGCGAGCAGCGAGCGGCCGCGGUUGGCGAGAGCCGCAGCAGUAAGGUGACAAUCGAUGCGGAGAGCAGCAGCACCGAGAAGGCCAGUGCAAGCACGGCAUUGGUAGAUGAGACGACGACCAGCGCUGUGGCCGGUAGCAGCACGACGAAAGCGACGACGUGA
Anopheles darlingi is the source of this 4839-nucleotide messenger RNA. Its product is annotated as mucin-5AC. The transcript has 3 exons. The coding region runs from base 1 to 4839 and encodes 1612 amino acids. NCBI's taxonomy places the organism in Eukaryota, Metazoa, Arthropoda, Insecta, Diptera, Culicidae. The record is from RefSeq and is a predicted model, not a curated record.